Diabrotica balteata is the source of this 1550-nucleotide messenger RNA. Lineage: Eukaryota; Metazoa; Arthropoda; Insecta; Coleoptera; Chrysomelidae. The record is from the annotation of a GenBank genome assembly.
AAAGUUUUACUGUAUUAAAUUGAAUGGAUAUCGUUCUAUUUCACGGAUUUUGUUUUUCCCACUGCAGCGAUUAAUCGAACUGGAAAACAAAUUUGAUCUUUGAACCACUUUACUAAUUAUAACUUUGUGCUUAUGUAACAAAAGUUGUAUUGCAUUUAUUGGAAACGUACACAUAUUUUGUAGGUUUCCUCAAAUAAAAUAAAUUUGGAUGUCGAAGUCGAAUUGCUUGUUUGUUUAAUGAUUUAUAGUAGUAGUAAAGGGACCGAAUUUCCAAGACCAAAAAUGUUUUCCGCCUUCUUUAACAAGGCCUCUUGCCAGGCUUUACCUGAAAACCAAACUUUACCACAACCAGUUGAUGACUCACCAAGAGGAUUAGUAAAAUCAUUGGUAGCUGGAAGACAAAUUGCAGCAGCCGCUGCUGCUGAAGGUGACAGUUGUGAAUUUGGAUCAGCACACUACUUUGCUCUUUGUGGUCUAGGAGGUAUCCUCUCAUGUGGUAUUACUCAUACAGCUGUAGUACCACUUGAUUUAGUAAAAUGCCGUAUCCAAGUAGAUCCUGCUAAAUACAAAAGUGUAUUUAAUGGUUUUAAAGUAACACUUAAAGAAGAUGGUACAAGAGGUUUAGCUAAAGGUUGGGCCCCAACCUUCUUUGGUUAUUCAGCUCAAGGUCUUUGCAAAUUCGGUCUUUAUGAAGUUUUCAAAGUAAUCUAUGGUGAUAUGAUUGGUGAGGAAAAUGCUUACCUCUACAGAACUUGGUUGUACUUGUCUGCUUCAGCCACUGCUGAAUUCUUUGCUGAUAUUGCCUUAUCACCCAUGGAAGCUGCUAAAGUCAAAAUCCAAACCACACCUGGAUUUGCUAACACUCUCCGUGAAGCAUGGCCUAAAAUUUACAAAGAAGAAGGUCUUAAUGGAUUCUACAAAUCACUUGUUCCUUUGUGGAUGAGACAAAUCCCAUACACCAUGAUGAAAUUCGCAUGCUUUGAGCGUACAGUCGAACUUCUCUACAAAUAUGUAGUACCUAAACCACGUGCUGAUUGCACUAAAGGUGAACAAUUGGUUGUUACAUUUGCUGCUGGUUACAUUGCUGGUGUAUUCUGUGCUAUUGUAUCACAUCCUGCUGAUACUGUUGUCAGUAAAUUGAACCAAGAAAAGGGAUCAACUGCUCUUGAUGCAGCUAAGAAAUUGGGAAUGGCUGGAUUAUGGAAGGGAUUAACACCUAGGAUUGUAAUGAUUGGUACAUUAACUGCUUUGCAGUGGUUCAUCUAUGACGCCUUCAAGGUUGCCAUGAGAAUGCCACGACCACCACCACCAGAAAUGCCAGAAUCAUUAAAAAAGAAAUUGGAAGGCAAAAACUAGAGAAUUAAUUUAUUAACGUAAUUUAUGACUUUAUUUCCAGAAAAAAGAAAUCACAGUAUUUCCAUUAGUUCGUUAUAGUUAUUGAUUGUCAUCAACUUUGCGAAUUUUGAUAUUUUUAAGUUAAUACCAGUUAUGUCCGAUAUUUUAGAUUGUAAAUAGAUAAUCAUCAAUACACAACUGGAACUCCGUUAAUA